Molecule: messenger RNA, 740 nt
Organism: Pelobates fuscus (common spadefoot toad)
Lineage: Eukaryota; Metazoa; Chordata; Amphibia; Anura; Pelobatidae
Product: beta-microseminoprotein-like
Exons: 4
Coding region: 122-658 (178 amino acids)
Source: RefSeq, a predicted model, not a curated record
UAAGAACGUGGCUUUCCCCCUGGUUGUCCCAUUGGAUCGGUGUGGAUCUGUUCUACAACCUUUGUCAGAAUUUGUGGAUGUUCAUCACCAGCUUUGGAAUACAACGGACUUUAGUUGUAAGAUGGAGGCUACUCAUGUGAUUUCUGCUUGUCUCCUAAAUCUUGCAGUUGCAUUUGGGGUCAUCAUAGCAGCAUGUAAUGCUGCCUGCCAUUUUGAAAAAUUGCAAAUUACAAGGGCAAAUGAAAUUCCCAAGGGUUGCUGGGAUGACGGUGAACUCCACCCUUUUGGCACAAAGUGGGAAUCAGAAGAAUGUGAAGAAUGUAUCUGUACCAGAAAAGGAAUGCAAUGUUGUGAUCACUUCAGAAUUGCAGUUGGAUACAAUCCUAAAAUGUGUAUAGCUUAUUUCUACAAAGAGACGUGCAGCUUUAAAGUCAUGAGGAAGGAUGACCAUGAGACACAUUGUUCCUACGAAACACUUGAACUGGAUAAUAGCAGCGCAGAUGAUCACAACAAAGAUAAGACCGACGAGAACAAAUCGGUUGCUGACCUUGAAUCUUGGGAGAAUUGGGAUGUUGAAGAUUAUGCCCAAUUCCUUGAAAUUAUUUCGGAUAGUGAAAGCAAGGAAGCAUCAAAAAGCUUGGAAAGCAGUAAAUAUUGAAAAAGACUAAAUACCAUGUCAAGUAUCACCACUUCAUUAAACCAAAAAUGAAUAUUUAGCACUACAAAUUUGUUAUUGUGAA